This is a messenger RNA of Parastagonospora nodorum SN15, 834 nucleotides long. RefSeq lists its product as hypothetical. The record is from RefSeq and is a predicted model, not a curated record. Bases 1 to 834 code for a protein of 277 amino acids. The transcript is spliced from 2 exons. Lineage: Eukaryota; Fungi; Ascomycota; Dothideomycetes; Pleosporales; Phaeosphaeriaceae.
AUGCGGCGAUGGUGCGCCAACGUCACCCCCCGGGGUCCGACUGCGCGCUUCACAGGACCUUUCUGCUUCUUCGACCUUCCGCGCGAGCUGCGGCACAUGAUCUGCUAUUUAGCAAGGACCGCCACGCCUGAUCUCUACCGCGCCACGCUCAAUGAGAGGCCUUCGCCGUUGAUCGACACCACUACGCACUAUCAACAAGAAGCUGAUGGAUGGAUGCCCGACAGACACUAUCCGCUCUGUGUUCGGGUCAGCCAUGCAUUCCUAUCAGAAGCCAUGGAACAGUACUUCCGCAACGUUGGAUGGGUCGCAAGAAUUCCUGGCAGCAUCUUUACCACCAGAAUCUACUUGAACAGUGCGAAGUUUUCCAAUCCAAGCAAAUUCCAGAUAAUGCUCGAGACAUCUGUGCUCACUUGCAAACGCAGGAUUGUGGGAUGGAUUCCCAACUCUGACUACUCGCGCGAUGUCAUCGAGGUCUACAAUAAGCUCGAGCAAGGCCUUCGUGGCCCGGACGGUCUGAAGACUCUGUAUAUGGACCUCGCCGUCAGCCUCGACCGCACGAAGAAUGUUGUCGCGAUCGAUCUCUCAGGCUUGGAGGCUAUUGGAUUCAGCAUCGACAAGCUCGUUGUCGACGUUGCUUGCACGGAAUGGGAUAAGAAAAAGCUUGGCCAAUUGGAGGGUAUGAUGAAGGAAGAGUUGAGACGGCUAGGAUGUGCGUUGAUUGGUCAGCAAAUAACCUUCACCUUCACUCGAGCCCAUCCAACCGAAGUUCGAGGAGCGCGCUGGCUUUCUGAGAUCAGGAGGACGUGGUUAUGUUUCAGAAGAAGCCCAUCAUGA